Molecule: messenger RNA, 674 nt
Organism: Solenopsis invicta (red fire ant)
Lineage: Eukaryota; Metazoa; Arthropoda; Insecta; Hymenoptera; Formicidae
Exons: 2
Coding region: 235-642 (135 amino acids)
Biological process (GO): mitochondrial respiratory chain complex IV assembly; mitochondrial respiratory chain complex I assembly
Cellular component (GO): mitochondrial inner membrane
Source: RefSeq, a predicted model, not a curated record
AUGAAACUUUUUCCCUUGGGUGGAAACGUGAAAAGUGAAAAUCUUUACCAUUGAAGUUAAUGGAGAAAUUUUCCACUUUUCACGUUUCCACCUUAGGGAAAGUUUCAUGUUCGAUCCCCUGAUUAACAACUUUUAUAUUUGUGUUAUUAAUGUUACUAUUAAUGCACUGAAUAUGAUCACAUUAAAGAUAGAAGUGUUUGCUGUUACAUGAUAUUUAUGUUAUAAAAUAAGGAUAUGGUAGCAAUUCAAACGCUCAUGAAAAUAGCAAGUGUGGGUGGAUUUAUAACAGCAAGUACAGGUUAUACGUUUCAUUAUCGUAUACAACAUGAUAUUAAAAAAAGUGAAACUUAUAAAGAUGUUAUGAAUAUCCUACAUGCACAUAAGAAAGCUGUGCCAUAUCUUGGAGAACCUAUAACAUUGGGCCGCAUCACUUAUGGUGAUGGACAUCGAACACUUGAACAUGAAGAUACAAAAGUUACACAAAAUUACAAAUGGUUUAAGGUUCCGCUUACAGGCGCCAAUACUAAAGCAAAGUUAUAUUAUGAAGUAACAUUGAAUUGUAAUCUUAAAAAUAAACUUGAGGUGUCUAAAAUUGAAAUUCUAUUUGAUAAUAUACCUGGAAAAACAUUUAUAAUAAGAUAAUAUGAAAUGAUUAAAAUGUUAAUAAAUUUGUA